GUCGGAAUAUCUCUCGAGCGAAUUAUUCUCUCAUUGAAAGUAUCACCGAAGUAUUGUUAAAGCAUGAAAAGUAUCGUUUCAAGAGCGUCUGUUGGCUUUUUCAGUCACGAUCGUGAUUAUGCAAGCGAGGAUCCGAAGGCCCGACAAGGUCGAGCGAUUCACUUGAACGGCUCGCUACUUUUCUCCGAGAAGAAACAUCCAAGCCAAAAAGAAAAGAUACAAAACACGCGGGAGGAGAAGGAAUGGGCCCUUGGGCCUUCGGCGUACCGGUCAUCCUCGUCUCAACUGUGGGCCUCCUUCUCAACGGUUGCGUUCUCCUCAUCGUUCUCUGUCUUGGUAAACAGACGCAGCAGCAGCAAACAGCGAACACCUUGCUACUAAUUCACUUGGGCGCUGUGGAAGCAGCGGUGUGUCUGAUAUUACUGAUUUUUACUACCGGUCCGUGGCCCGUAGCUGGCACGUGGUGUGUCCUUCACGGGUUCUUUUUAGCACUUUUACAUCCCGUUGCUCUUUGGACUGUGACCGGAUUAAAUUGCGAUAGGUAUUACGCGAUUGCCGCACCGCUGCAUUACGCCGCUUUGGUCUCUCCGCGUCGCGUGGCCGUUGGACUGGCUGCUUCUUGGACAGGUGCUCUGCUUCUCUGCUUGCCGCCAUUCUCGGGUCUGGUGCCGCCUUAUAAGUAUAGUCCAGAACUGGGUUGCUGCGCCCCAGAUUUCGGGAACGACACUUGGGGCUCGGCCGCGGCGCUCUACGACGCCGUUUACGCCAUCCUCGGCUUGGGCCUGCCGGCCGUCCUCGUGACGGUCUGCAAUUUACGCGUAUUGGGCAUAGCGCGUUACCAUCGGCAUCGUAUCGCCAGCGCGAUCUACGAGGUCACCCUGAGCGCCCAGGUGACCAUCACCCAUCAACGCAACCCGUUCUUUGUGCCGACCGUCACCGCACCUUCGGCCGGCGGACCGCCGCGAUUUCACAGCGCCGCCAGCACGGUGAUGCAACUGGUCGGCUCCCUGUACCUGCUCUACUUUCCGUACUGUGGACUUGUUCUCUGGGAGGCUUGCAGCGCCGCUAACCAGCACUGUCUCCACGCACACCCCAAGCUCGCCUCCUUAGCUUCAUUCUUCCUCGCGUGCUCACCGCCCAUCAACUGCCUCCUCUACGGCUUGAAAUCGCAAACCCUGCGACGAUCCGUACAGAACUACUGGCGGAAGAAGGCUACCAAAUCGGAGCUGCAGCAGGAGAUACAGGCGAGGACGCCCAGCGUCGCGGGCUCCAGGCGGCCUUCCGGCAGCGGAAACGCUUCCUUCUUCCCUUUCCCACCUUUGCAACGGAGGCUCAGCGAGGCGUUAUUGGCGCUCGGCUCGUGCAGAAGCGGUUUCGGAAGCAAUAAUCUCGGGUUCCACCGCGGCAGAUUGCAGCCCGCCGCCUCGUGCAACACCCUCCGAGUGCCGGCCACCGAAUCAGGCGAGCCGAGCAAACUGGUGAGGGCGAGUGCGAGCGCCGCCAGUCUGAUGGGUCCUCAUUAUCGGAGCGACUUUAUCGGGGCGGAUUUGGACGCGGGAUGCUCCAUAGCAAUGUGCGAGACUCCGAGGCGGAGUCCGAGGAUUCUCAUAACGCGCGCGUACAGCGAGGAGAGCCAGGACGGAGGUAGUCCGCUCUUAAGGAAACCCUUCGUCUCCAAUACGAAUCCGCCGCCCUGCGAAAAACGCCGAUGGAGGCACUGUAGCACCGGCAGCGAGAGCAGCACGGGCAGCAGCGAUGCCAGCGUGUGGACCACCGGCGUGCCACCGAAAUACGUGAAGGGCAACGCGAAGAGCACGGACGGCUGGUCGUCGUCGCGGCGGUAUGUACGCGGCAAGAACCUGGAGGAAGGCGCCUUGUCCACCGUGAUCAGGCCGAACAACAACAGCGAGAGCAGCGACACCACGGAUACCACGGCCACGACUACGACCACCACGCUGCUCAAGUCCUUCAUCAUAGAAAGUAACGGACAGAGCGGCAGGGAGAAAGAGAAGGUGAACGGCAACAUGAAGAAGAGGGAAUACAGCGAGAGCGACAGCAGUUGGAGCAGCGUUGAAGAGAUCGAAACCAAGGCGAUAACCGAGAGGAACGACGAGGACGACGAUCUCGGGAGAUCGGCGGGUGAGCCGAGAUUGCCGCGGCGCAAAUCGAAGGGCGGUUCCGGCAAUCACGAACCCGAAGUUCCCGAGGACCGGGAAGAAACCGCACAGCUGAGGCCCCUCCUCACCUCCUCUUAAGCUCGCCUCCUAAGCGUAUUUUCCUUUGGCUAAUCCGCUCGUGUCCCGGAUAAAAUGAGAUUUCGCCGCCGUACUUAAGCAACACUGAUAUUCACAACGUUAACAGGGAAAUAUGUAGGCGAGCAGGACACCCCUCGUGGCGCACACACCCGAUGAGUUCGCGUAAACAAACAGUCGACUCUGGUCAAUUGCAUGCAAAUUAUUUUCAUAACUCGCGUGUGUAUCGACAUCGAGAGAGCGGAGCGAGAGAAGCACCCGAACGGUCCGUAAGAGCGUUUCGUACCAACGGGACACGACUUGGAUUCUUUCUCGCGCCCUCCGGGAUGUAGAAUUCGAGGUAAACGUGAAUUCGGCGUAUUCUUUAUGCUUGACGUCUCAAUAUAUAUAUAUAUUUAUAUAUAUAUAUAUAUAUAUAUCGACAUAUCCUGAAAUUAUAUUUUUGUACUUUUACUCUGCAACACACGUCGCGCGUGGCGCCUAAAGCGUCCCCCGCAGGAAAAGAUGGAGAAACCGAUUAAUAAUUAACACACCGCCGACGAGUUAAUCUUUCGACGAGUUUGCUCGCUUGUCCCAACAACCCUCGUGGAAUGAGAACGGCAAUGAAUUACCGGCGAUCGUCGCCGCUUGAAGCGGCUCGCGCCGACGACGAAUUCGCGAGAACUCGUUACGCAAAGGAAAGUUUCGAUUCGUCCUUAAUUUACCGAGACGAGUUGCGGAAACUCGUGGCGUGGCAGAACAUUGGAAGUCGGACACUCGGGAAAGUUCUUUCGACAGAAAGCGGUAACAACAAUCGAAUCAAAGGUGGCAACUCCGCGGAAUGUUCGGACGUUCCGCGCCGCGGAGUUUUCCCACCCGUUUACGGAUGAAUCAGUCAAUCUCACGCGUUUGUCUGUAGUCAAGUUUCGCUCAGUAGUUAACCGUAUUGCAUUUCUCGACGUAAACUCCAUGGCUCUCUCGCGACCGACGUUUAUGCGCGUAUACUCAUUAGCGAUAUAGAUGGCGCAGGUGAGAGAGCAGCAAUUAAACGAUGUAGCGUUACACACGUAGCCGUUGGAAUUGACGCUCCAAAGCUCGCGUAGGGCAUAUUUGUGCGUACCAAUCAGAUGUUUAAUCAGAUAUCUCGACGUUAUUUGGUCGUUUCGCGAUUAUCAUGCUACGGCAGGAAUACCUUCGUUGCGCUGAGAACGUUGUUAGAGUACAAUUGCUGGAAGAGUCGGUAUUCGCGCGCUUCGUUCUGUCGGCCAAUGUUGGGAAGGUUACUUUGCAGAAGAAGUGACUCUCGUCGCCGUAACGAAUGCGCAACAUGACAGGUCGUCGCUGGAGAACUGUAAUUUGUAACGGCGACGAUGUUACUUCUUAACUCUGUUUAAGACGUUGAUAUACUUGUGAAUGACUGUUGAACUCUAGUCAUUCCGCGAUUCGUGUAUACUUAGUUUAUAUUUAUGAUUCCACCGAUAUGAUUUAGGUAUUAUAAUGUAUCAGUUAUUAUAGUGACAGAUUUCGCAGGAAUCGUCGAGUUGUAAUCGACGCUUGCUUUAGCGUCGCGUGAGUACGGAUCUGUGUGCGUGCGUAUACGUGCGUACGUGCGCGUGUCUCUCAUCGUAUAUUUAAUUUAUAUAAUAUCGUUGUUAAAUAUAUAUCGUUACAACGCCGAUGCGACACUUUAUUAUCGUACGCACGAGACCGUUAAUCGUUUCCAUGCGUAUGUCAUGACGUCCAUGUAUAAUUCUCGAAUAUGAUAGAAUCGCUUAGCCAUGAGAGAGAGAGAGAGAGAGAGAUAGAGAGAGAGAGAGAGAGAGAGAGAGGAAGAGAGAAACCGAGCUGCUUAUUCAUUCGUCAAUUAGGACCGUACGAGGUGCAGCUCGGCUGCUAUUGAUGAUAAUAAUUGCGUGUCCUUCGCGAUCGUUGUCGUUGACGAUGACGACGAAGCUUCAGGAACUUUGUCGGGGGCGGGUGUUGUAUCAAUGUUAAUAAUAUUAUCAAGAGUUGCGACAUAAAAAAAAAAGCGAUGUCUGAGUGUACGA
Molecule: messenger RNA, 4279 nt
Organism: Dinoponera quadriceps
Lineage: Eukaryota; Metazoa; Arthropoda; Insecta; Hymenoptera; Formicidae
Exons: 9
Coding region: 243-2255 (670 amino acids)
Biological process (GO): G protein-coupled receptor signaling pathway
Cellular component (GO): membrane
Molecular function (GO): G protein-coupled receptor activity
Source: RefSeq, a predicted model, not a curated record